AUGGAGAUGGUCCUCAUCUUCACCUUCUGCCUGAUUCUAGCUGGUACUGAUGCUGUAACUACAGUAACUGGAUACAGAGGACGAUCAGUUCAGAUUAAAUGUUCCUACACAUCUGGAUAUGAAAAUUACAACAAGUAUCUCUGCAGAGGUAAAUGUUCCACCUGGAACCAUAAGGAUGUUCUUGUUCAGUCUGGAUCUCCUGCUAAAGACUCCAGAUUCUCUCUGUAUGACGACACAACAGCCAAAGUCUUCACCGUCACCAUCACUGAUCUAAAACGAGAGGAUGAAGGAACUUACUGGUGUGGGAUAGAACAGACAGGGCCUGAUAAAUACACAGAGGUUCUACUGCUGGUUAAAAAGAAUGUUCCUGCCCCUAGUUUUGUCUCAGCCACACACCGACAGUCCACUCAGACCUACACUGUGAGUACAGCAGUACAUCCUGAGACCACGCUUUCAACAAUAGACAUUUCUGCCCUGGGUACUGUCCCACGCACCACACACCCACAGUCCACUCAAACCCACACUGUGACUACAACAUUGCAUCCUAAGACUACUCUUUCAACAAGAGGUGGUACUGAUGCUGUAACUACAGUAACUGGAUACAGAGGACGAUCAGUUCAGAUUAAAUGUCCCUACAGAUCUGGAUAUAAAAAUUACAACAAGUAUCUCUGCAGAGGUGAAUGUCCCACCUGGAACCAUAAGGAUGUUCCUGUUCAGUCUGGAUCUCCUGUUAAAGACUCCAGAUUCUCUCUGUAUGAUGACACCACAGCCAAAGUCUUCACCGUCACCAUCACUGAUCUGAGAGGAGAGGAUGAAGGAACUUACUGGUGUGCGAUAAAGCAGAUAGGGCGUGAUAAAUACAAAGAGAUUCUACUGCUGGUUAAAAUGGAUGAAGCCCUCAGUACUGUCUCAAACACCACACAUCGACAGUCCAAAACUCACACCCACAGUUUGAGCUCAGCAGUGCACCCUGAGAUUUCAACAAUAGGUAAGGCAGACUACAUCAUGAGCAGUACAGGUGCCAUGCUUUUCACUUUUGGUGUGAUUAUAGCACUCUACUGCUGAAGAAAACAUCAAGCCUUUAAAACAGUGACACUAUCUACGUAAGAGACAAUAUAAGGAUAUGAACACUUUACUCCAUGUCCAAGCAAGAGAAAACACAAUGAGAAAUGUAUCUGAAUCUGUCUAUUGGAGUCGAAACCCAACUACCAACCAAUCAGAUUCAGUCUACUAGCGUAUGACAUUUACUAAUAACCAGUGAGAUUCAGGACACCAUUGCUCACUUUUGUUUUUCACCAAUGUCAAAGAAUUCUUUCUAAAUAAAGAAAGCAUUUGUGACUAUUAACAUCUGAUGCCAAGUUUACAUAUAAUGCAACCUUGGAAUUUUAAUUUAUCAUCAUGUUUGUGUUUUGUCCAAAAAAAAAAAGUUAAAAUCCUUAUAAUAAAAUUAGAUUUUACACUUUAAUACAAAAAGCUGUUUGGCUGAACCAUGGCAUUUUACAAAAUGUAAAUAAGAACUUAAGAUACAUAUAAAAUGUAUAAA
Molecule: messenger RNA, 1543 nt
Organism: Clarias gariepinus (North African catfish)
Lineage: Eukaryota; Metazoa; Chordata; Actinopteri; Siluriformes; Clariidae
Exons: 9
Coding region: 1-1065 (354 amino acids)
Source: RefSeq, a predicted model, not a curated record